AUGCUUCGUCUGGUGGUCUUUGUCGGCGUCUUCGCCUUCUCGUUGGCAGCAGCUCCGCGACAGUUGGCUCAGGCUAGAGCUGGAGGAAAACGCCAAGAAGGACAAGCUCAAGUUAUCAUAGUAACCUACUUCAACUACGUAGCAAGCAUGAGUUCUUUUCAACUUUGGCUAGUAAGAUCAAAUGUGGAGCGGCUUGAGGAAAGCCAUGAUAUUUUCUACGACCCUCAGCUAAUCGAUGUGAAAGCAGCGAACAUCGAUGGAAUGUUCGGUGCCGUCUAUACCAUCCAGGGUGUGAAAUGUGAAAAGGUGGAGCGGCUUGAGGAAAGCCAUGAUAUUUUCUACGACCCUCAGCUAAUCGAUGUGAAAGCAGCGAACAUCGAUGGAAUGUUCGGUGCCGUCUAUAACAUCCAGGGUGUGAAUUGUGAUAAGGUACACACAGUACUGUUCCUUAUGUGA
Molecule: messenger RNA, 456 nt
Organism: Haemonchus placei
Lineage: Eukaryota; Metazoa; Nematoda; Chromadorea; Rhabditida; Trichostrongylidae
Source: the annotation of a GenBank genome assembly